Dothidotthia symphoricarpi CBS 119687 is the source of this 2633-nucleotide messenger RNA. RefSeq lists its product as uncharacterized. The record is from RefSeq and is a predicted model, not a curated record. Gene Ontology annotation, molecular function: protein binding. The transcript has 3 exons. The coding region runs from base 79 to 2241 and encodes 720 amino acids. NCBI's taxonomy places the organism in Eukaryota, Fungi, Ascomycota, Dothideomycetes, Pleosporales, Dothidotthiaceae.
CAACCACUCUCUUCCACUCACUACUCCUCCGGACGUCAAACCAAGUCCUCUUGUAGUCUCAAGAAUGAACAAUCUAAGAUGUGGCAUCACAUCUCCUGCACAUUGACUAGUGUGCAGCAGGGGUCUCAAAGGUUCCCAAGUCCUUAUGAUCGACCGAAGAUAAAGGCGUGGCGCUGCGAACUUACUGCCCUGUCUACAUGCUACAAUUUAUAUUUUGUCGUUUGCAACGACACAAUCCACGUCUACAAUCCGAGCUUCCCAAAUCAACGCCUGUCCCACGAACCUGUGUUCAUAUUGUAUCCGCCGGUAUCAUCUCCGCAUCUCAGACCUAGUAUUGAUCCGGAAGAUCCUCAUUCCAUUAGUCGCAUACACAUCGACCAUUUGGGCCACGAAGAGAUAGUCUUGGUCGCUUGCGAUGACGGCGAUGUUGUCGGUUAUCGCGUGGAUGAGAUUCAACGCGCCUUAGAGCGUCGAUCAAAAUUCACAGAUGGAGGUUCGGAAGUCACUAAUGGAGACGCCGUCAAGGUGUUGUUUCACCACAAUGUCGGUGCCAGCGCCUGGGGCAUAGCUGUUCAUCAAGAAGCGCGAAUGAUCGCAGUUAGCGCCAACACCCACAACAUCACUGUAUUUGCAUUUGCUUUAACAAGUUCUUUGCAACAUCUGGACGAGUCAGGAUCUCAUGAUAAUAGGGUUCCUCUGAGCAACCAAAGCAGACUAGACUUGCAUGCUCCAAGACGAGAAGACCGUGUCAUUACCCUUCGCGCCGGCACAAACGUUCCCGCUGUAUCCUUUAAUAACAGUGGCAGCGACCCGUAUGGACGAUGGCUCUCCAGUAGCUCUAUAGAUGGAAAGACCAUUCUUUGGGAUUUGCAUCACCCGCAGGCACCAGCUCGAGUCAUUCAGCUGGGAUUCUGUGCAAGCGUCCAACACACAAACCAAGCUCCGAGGUUACCUCCUGGUAUGUGUCAUUGUCCAAGAUCCAGCGCAUUUCCUCACGGUGCCUGGGGAACUGUGUUCUUGGAUCCCCAUUCAGCUUAUGAAGAUGCUGCCGUCAAUGAACCGGCGCCUGCACACAUCUCCCCCUGCUUCCAAGAUGUAAGCACACAAAAGGCAGGGUUCUUUACCAAGUCCAAAGACGAUUUUUCAUCUACAGGAGUUCAAGAAACCGAGUCGUUUGAUGGAGAAUCGAGUGACAUGAUCUUGUCAGAUACCGAGUCCGGGGUGUCAGAAGAAGAUAUUUUGGAUUCGAGUACAGACAGCGCGCACGCCAACUUUCUCGAACACACACAAGAUGAUAAAAAUGAUGAAGCAAGUCCGGAAUCUGAUCAGACAUCUGUGGAAAGUGGUGAAGAGAUGAUACAUGACGACUCUUCGCAACAAAGCAGUUCGCAGCUGAGUUCUCUCUUCAUCCCAGAGCAGAGUCAAUCCGCAGUGCAAACUGUCGCAAACGCGAUUUCGGCUCAUGCAUCCAACACGCCACUACCGUGGUUUCAACCAUUUAACCAAGAAGUCGCUGCAACCAUGUAUGACAGUGAUGAUGAUAGCGAUACAAACAGCGAGAUAUUCAACAUAACGUUUGCUGCGGCAUAUUUACGACCUUCGAUUGGUGCGCGUCCCAAUCCCGCUUACUUCGAGGUUACAACUUCGCCUUCAUUUCAAAGUCAAUCCACUCAUCUCUCUACACCAUGCCUCAUUGUUACUAAAGAGGACAUAUUCCUCUUCCAAUGCCCUCUUGGCGCCCUCAACUAUCCUCUCGAUCCUAUAGUAACCAUGAGGAGACCACUUCACCCUCCAGACAAUCGGAGUGGAUGGGGAGGUCAGAUCUUACCGUCCCAUGAUCGCCUUUGCUUCUCUACACAAAUUCCUGAACUCGGCAUCUUUAUCGUCGCAACGCCUCACGGUCGGGCAGGAGUCUUCAGUCUAACAUGGUCAAAACAGAAAGACCGACCAGUCCCAACUUACAAAUUUCAACUCGAGUAUAUAUUGCCGUUUUCGAAAGACAACAACAAAGAGCUUUGGAGCGUUGGACCACACGUACGUUUGUUGGGUGUGGCUGUUGGUCCAGUACAGGGUAUGUUCGAUCAGUUUGAAAAAAUUGGUGAGGCAGCAGAUGGAGUAAGGGUGUCUCCGUCGAGGAGGUGGCGGCUCUUCAUGUACUUCUCGAAUCAUACUGUAGUGAGCUACGAACUUUCAAAGAUGAGAGUUGGCGAGUCACCGAGCUUAGGAGACUUGGUUGUCUAGGUGUUUCAAGAGGGUUUCACCGCCCAACGCACCAGGACAAUGGUAUCUCACACAAUCAUGGUACGGAGUUUUGGCAACAAUAGCGCCAGAAAUUCGUACAAGCGCAGGUUGUAGGGAGUCAAAGUUCUGGCUCGUCACUAUUAUAGCCUAGGAAACAUCCGAUGAGCAUAUAUGAUCAUUGCUUGAUGCAUGUUCAUAAAGUUGAGAAAGCAUGACUGUCUAUUUUCAUCCAAGAGAUCUUCAAUCGAGUUAGAAUGAUACUCGUAGUCCACUGCCUUACUUUGGACAGGAUCCGCUCAGGAGGGUUGAGCUUGUAUAGUUCUUCCAAGUGUUCUCACUCCCAAUACGGGCAAGUGCUAGCACUGGGGCUCUAUGGCACAUAGUUCGCAAUA